AAACUCAACUACCCCAUAAUACUCACUUCUUUUCCCCUUCUCUCUCUCUCUCUCUCUCAAACACACACUUUAUUGUGUUAUGUAUGUAUGUUAUUGAUAGAAUAGCGGACCCCACAUGCCAAAGCAGACACUACACUCCACAGCAGCAGCCAGCAAGCAAUGUAGUGAAAAAUGUGAAAUCCACACCUAUCUAUCUAUCUAUCUAUCUUUCUUCAUUCUUCAAUGCGGUUCUAUCUUUUUGGUAGUUUUAAGGAACACCACUAAUAAUAUUGCCUCACCUGCUCCUGUUCAUGUUACCAGUUACUACUGUUUCCAUUCUAUUAUUUUCAUUUUUUUCAGGAGGAUCCAUAUUUCAUUCUUUUGCUCUCAAAAGCUGCUCUCUCUUAUCACUUAUCACUUAACACGUAGACACAGAGGAAAAAAAAAAGGGUGAAGGUGAAUAAUAUUGCAUGAUAUGGGUUGGUUAUCCAAGUUGCUUAAGGGCUCUAACCAUAGAACUUCAAGAGGGCAAUACCAUGGCAAAUAUGGAGAGGACAGAAUUUGGGAUAACCAUCAUGCUUCAGUGGAUGAUUUGAACGAUGUUGAGAAAGAGGACAUUGAUUGUGCAAUUGCACUCUCUCUGUCAGAGCAGGAUCAGAAAGGAAAAAGUGUUGUUGUCUAUGAUAUCGCAGAGGACGACUCUCAAUCCGAAGAAGAUGAACAACUUUGUAAAGUUGAUGAUGAGGAAGAUGAGCAUACUUGUACAGUUCAACAACAAGAAGAAGAACAUCUUGAUAAGGUUCGGCUGGAUGAAGAUGAUGAACAUCUUUCUAAAGAUCAACUUGAGGAAGAUGAGCAACUUGCCAGGGCAAUCCAAGAAAGUUUGAAAAUUGAUUCUCCUCCUAGUCCUAGAUAUGAGAAUGAUUCUAUUUUCCAACCUUUAUCAAACCUCUUUCCACCAGGAUACAGAAUCUGUGCUGGAUGCAAAGCUGAAAUUGGGCAUGGAAGAUUUUUAAGUUGCAUGGGAGCUGUUUGGCAUCCACAAUGUUUUCGCUGCAAUGCUUGCAAUCUUCCAAUAACAGAUUAUGAGUUUUCCAUGUCUAGCAAUUGCCCCUACCAUAAAUCUUGCUACAGGGAGCAACACCACCCAAGAUGUGAUGUUUGCAAUAACUUUAUUCCAACUAAUUCAGCUGGUCUCAUUGAGUAUAGAGCUCAUCCUUUCUGGCUACAAAAAUACUGUCCAUCGCAUGAUCGAGAUGGAACUCCUCGGUGUUGUAGCUGCGAAAGAAUGGAGCCAAGGGAUACAAAGUAUCUUUUGCUUGAUGAUGGUAGAAAGCUAUGUUUAGAGUGUCUGGACUCAUCAAUCAUGGAUACUCAUGAAUGCCAACCUCUCUACCUUGAAAUACAAGAGUUCUAUGAAGGUUUAAACAUGAAAGUUGAGCAGCAAGUUCCUAUGCUUCUGGUUGAGAGACAAGCACUGAAUGAGGCCAUGGAGGGAGAAAAGAAUGGUCAUCACCACUUGCCUGAAACUAGAGGACUGUGUUUGUCAGAAGAGCAAACUGUCACCUCGAUUUCAAGGAGACCAAAGAUAGGAGCAGGCCAUCGAGUCGUGGAUAUGGUAACAGAGCCUUUUAGGCUGAUCCGUCGAUGUGAAGUGACAGCCAUUCUUGUGUUGUAUGGCCUUCCUAGGUUGUUGACAGGAUCAAUCCUGGCUCAUGAGAUGAUGCAUGCAUGGCUCAGGCUUAAAGGUUAUCCCAAUCUGAGUCCAGAGGUUGAAGAAGGAAUUUGCCAAGUCUUGGCUCAUAUGUGGUUAGAUUCAGAAAUAUAUUCUGCAUCCGGUAGUGAUUGUUCAUCUUCGUCUUCAUCAUCGCCUUCCUCCUCCUCCUC
This is a messenger RNA of Arachis ipaensis, 1866 nucleotides long. NCBI's taxonomy places the organism in Eukaryota, Viridiplantae, Streptophyta, Magnoliopsida, Fabales, Fabaceae. The record is from RefSeq and is a predicted model, not a curated record.